AUGACUGAAGCAGAAAUACAGCCACGUCGACUGUCGGCGGAUAAUCAGACUGUCUCGAAAGCUGAUAUCCCCAUGAAGGAGCGCUUCUUCCGCUACUUUCAGCAUGAGAUCACUGAUUUGCAACAGGAGAUGGAUCGUCUUGCAGAUACAUCUCUUGUCGGUGGUGAACGUACUGAUGCAACAGACCACUGCCUUGCCGGGAUCGUGCGGUUAUCCAAUGAAGUCAAGGAUGCAGCGAGCUAUAUUCCCACCUAUGAUCAGAGGGUGUAUGCGGAGGCAAUCAAAGCUUUGCAGGAUCGAUUGACCGAGACACGUGCAGCAUUCGAGCCCCGAUCAAAGUUUAGCUUCAAGACCAAGAAAAACACCUCUGCUGUCUCUUUGUCUGACGCUGCCGUGCUGGCAGUUGAAGGACGGCUUAGCGUUCCUGGGUACCACUCUCCGGGUGCCUCGUCCAUUGACUCGUCCGCGAACCACACCCCCAACUUCCCUUCCAGCCCACUGAAACCGGAGCUUACGCCCACUUCAUUCCCGGGUGUAGCGACCGGGGACUUUGCCACAAAGCCCCACUCGGAGAAGCCCGGUGGUGCCUUUGCGGCCACCGGCAUAUCCUCUGUGUCGGUCGAUGAUCAUCAUAGACUUCACAUUAUGCUUCCUGCCUCCGGGUCGACAUCCACAGUCCCGGUGUCUAUCACCUCCCUGGAUCGCUGCAUCGUUGAUAUGUCCAUUCCCACUGCCAACGGAAAGCCAUAUGCCAGUCUGACUGCCAAGGGGAUCAAAGAAAGCUUAUUGAUCUGCGGCCAAGUCAAUGGCCCUGCACACAUUACCGGCGUUGAGCAGAGCGUGAUUGUGGUGUCAUGCCGUCAAUUCCGCAUGCACGACUGUAGCAACGUUGAUGUCUAUCUCAGCUGCUCUAGCAACCCUAUUAUUGAGGACUGUUCCAAUAUCCGGUUUGGUCGGAUCCCGAAGGCAUAUGCCUUGAACCAUGACCGUCCCGACCACGAAGACCGCUGGAGCCAGGUCGAAGAUUUCAAAUGGAUUAAGCCGGAGCCUAGUCCAAACUGGAGUCUGCUCGACCCCAACGAUGCCGUUUCCGAAGAGGUUUGGGCAGAGAUUGUUCCCGGCGGGCCGGGAUGGUCUCUUGACGACAUCUUGCAUGCCAUAAAAAUAGUCCAAAACUAG
Molecule: messenger RNA, 1179 nt
Organism: Penicillium samsonianum
Lineage: Eukaryota; Fungi; Ascomycota; Eurotiomycetes; Eurotiales; Aspergillaceae
Product: putative tubulin-specific chaperone c
Exons: 4
Coding region: 1-1179 (392 amino acids)
Biological process (GO): tubulin complex assembly; post-chaperonin tubulin folding pathway
Cellular component (GO): cytoplasm
Source: RefSeq, a predicted model, not a curated record